Molecule: messenger RNA, 693 nt
Organism: Heterobasidion irregulare TC 32-1
Lineage: Eukaryota; Fungi; Basidiomycota; Agaricomycetes; Russulales; Bondarzewiaceae
Exons: 1
Coding region: 187-459 (90 amino acids)
Source: RefSeq, a predicted model, not a curated record
GCGCGUAGUAGGAACCGGGUCGGGAUUAUCGGAAGGCGCAGAGAGCUUCAGGCCCACCGACGGGCAGAGGGAGUUCCGAGUUGUGUGCGUGCGUGCGCAGCGACACGACACGACACGACACGACACGAGACAAUACCGAUAUGUCGGCUCGCGGUGUAACAGCGUGCCAGCCAACGCGCGCACCGCAUGCGCGCGCUCUACGCAAGCACGCAGCACCGUCGCGAGGACGCCUCGGCGCACUCUCGGGGCCCGUUGACCAGCCUCCCAGCGCACGCCUCUCGACGGCCGCCGCCCCCACCCGUCGCCGUCCUCGAGGCCGUCCAUCGCGGCAGUCCAGUCCAGGGCAGUCCAGCGAAGGCUGUGCAGUCUGUGCCCCCGCAUCUUUGUUCCGGAUCCGGAUCCCGGCGAGCUAGCAAGUCAGCGGACGGGGCCCUCCGCGCGGGCGGCGGGCCUGCGUGAGAUCUCGAUUCAGGAGAGGCAUGUGCAGAGCUGGAAAAGCGAUGGAAAGAGAUGCCGGCGAGGCGAAGCAGAGGAUGAAGCGGUACCGCGACGUGCGCGAUACGGCACCAUGGCCUACACGGCGCGACGAGAUAAGAUAUGGACCUACUGUACCACGAGAGCGCAGACAGCAUCAGUCGUCGCGCACAGCUAGGCGCUCAUUAUUAUCAUCAGCGAACACGAGGCGGACGGUGC